GGGUAAAGGCUCUCGGCUGAUCAGUGAUACACGGAGCAGAUAGCAGCCGCCCCACGGUGGACACAUUCUUAAUUUUAGUUUAAAUUUACCUGUGAUAAGGCAGUAUCAUGAUGGAGCAGCAGUUAGAUUGUGCGCUGGACCUGAUGCGCAGGCUGCCUCCUCAGCAAAUAGAACGUAACCUGAGCGACUUAAUUGACUUAGUGCCAUCACUGUGUGAAGAACUUUUGUCCUCUGUUGAUCAACCUCUGAAGAUAGCACGAGACAAGAACAGUGGGAAAGACUACCUACUUUGUGACUACAACAGAGAUGGGGAUUCAUAUAGGUCACCGUGGAGCAACACUUAUGAUCCUCCUUUAGAAGAUGGAGCGAUGCCUAGUGACAGGCUACGUAAAUUAGAGUUAGAUGCUAAUCAGGCUUUUGAUCAGUACCGUGAUAUGUACUUUGAGGGUGGUGUUUCUUCCGUAUAUCUUUGGGAUCUAGAUCAUGGGUUUGCAGGUGUUAUUCUUAUAAAGAAAGCUGGUGAUGGUAGUAAGAAAAUUAAAGGUUGCUGGGACAGCAUCCAUGUUGUUGAGGUAGUAGAAAAAUCAAGUGGACGUUCAGCGCACUACAAGCUCACUUCGACUGCGAUGCUAUGGCUACAAACUAACAAACAGGGAUCUGGCACAAUGAACCUUGGUGGCUCUCUUACCAGACAGAUGGAACAGGACUGCCCUGUUUCAGAGUCAUCUCCACACAUUGCUAAUAUUGGUCGUAUGGUAGAAGACAUGGAGAACAAGAUCCGCAAUACGCUCAAUGAGAUCUACUUUGGCAAGACGAAGGACAUUGUCAAUGGUCUCCGCUCUGUCCAGCCCCUACCAGACCAGAAGCAGCAUGAUGCCCUCAGGACCGAGAUUGCAAAAGCACUAAUUAGGAGACAAGCAAAAGGUUCUAAUGAUGAGAAUAAUUAAGUUCUCAUCCCUGUUUCUAAGUUUGUGGAUCACACAAACCAGGGAUAUGAAAACUACAAGAAUAUGGUUCUGUUUCUUAUGAUGGCCUACGCCUGCUAAUGGGCAUGAAACACACGAUUUCAGGCCACACAGAUUAGCCGUCUCUGACAGGACUCGUUAGUGGUGUUGCUCUGGUCUUUGCAAUGAGAUAAUGCUUGGUGAUAUGUGAUUCAACAUCCCUACUCUGGACACAGCUCCCACUGGUAGAGGGACAUAGUGCAUAUAGCUUCAUAGUGUCACAAAACAGAUAACCAGCUUUGUGAAAACAUGAAGUGAUCAAUGAGACACUUGAAGCAGAAAAUAAGUGGCCAGUAAGGCCUUGUGGAAAGAAUGAAGACUUUUUACACUGAAAGUAUCAUUCCACUGGGUAGGAAUGCAUAUUUCUUAAAGGAAAUGAGCAGGAUUAGAAAAUGCUUAUGAUGCUUGCAAUAAAUUCUAGUUAAUUUCAAAGAUCGUAAUUGUUAUGGCUGUAUGAAAUGCUUAAAAAUCAGUAAUAUAUCCAGUUCCUGCUUGAAAAGUAGCUAUACAGAUAACCUGGCUACUUCCCAGGUGAUUUUUUUUCCUAUUUGUUUUAAGUUAUAAGGCCAAAGAAUAAUUUUAACCUUAAAAGGUAACCACACACAAGUUCCAGCACAUAUAAAGAGUGUUUUAAGAUUGUUGAAUUUUUUAGGAAUUUAUGCAAUAUUAAAAUGAAAGGGAAAAAAAGCAAGCUUGGGUGGUAACACUUUAGGUGCUUUCUAACAGUCUGCAAUUCCAUUGCAUAUACAGUACUGUAAUUUGGCGAUAUUAUAAUCGUCAUAAUAAAUGGUCCUUUUACUGGCAGUUUAUCUAAUUGUCCAGAAAAUGGGGGUUCCUUUAAGAAGAACCCAGUGAUUCUUUGCUGAUAUCAGAUUGUGGAGGCAUGUGUGGUUAGGUUCAUUUCAUUUUAUUUUUCUCAGAAUUGGGGUAUUUUUUUUUUUUUUUUUUUUUUUAGACAGGUUUUUCUUAUUCUGAUGGAAUUAAAAAGUUUGAUCAUUCACUUUAAAAAUCCUUGCAGCAAUUUUGGAUUUAUCAUUAGAGUGUUUUGUAAAUUCCCAUUCAUUUUGGGUGAUCCUUCUAUCUUCUCUACAGAGGUGAUUUUAAUGUGUGAUCUACUGUUUCUACUUUUGUAAGCCUAGUCCUCCCUCCGCGGCUGUUAACACUGUGUCAUCGUUGGUAAAUGGUAGUUAACGUCACUUAUGCACCAAUGAUUGUGUUGUUAUGGUUGAGGAAACUAUUUUUUCUGCACUGAUCAUAGUAAAAGAAUGAUUCUGUAUUUAAAAUAUGUUAAUAGCUGAAAUGAACAUUAUUGGUAUGCUCUAUAUACUAUUAUUAUUUUUUGUUCUAUUAUGGUAACUAUACCACUUGUUCUAAUAAGAAUACUUUAUAAAAGUAGUAUGACAUUAACAAGAAAACUUGACCAAGGACGUUCAUCAGUUACCAGCGCAGCCACUCACCUAGGGGUUGUUAGGCAAGCCCGUGCUACUUGUCUUGGGGCAAUAAGGAUCUAGGCAACAAGUGCAUUGAUGUAAACAUGUUCUUGGUAUUUCAUAUUCAUGUGCUCUUUUUGUAAUUUACAUUACUGUUAUGUAUGAAUCAAGAGUUUUCAGGAAUUUAAAUUUUAUUUGUUGGCUGUUGGUCAUGGGUUAAAAAAAAUUGUAUCAGAUUAUUUAAUGUAACUAAUUGCAUUAAGCAUGAUUUUCACAUAAAUUAUCCUUAAUGAGGGAUUCAUUGUCUCGGCUGGGUAUUUUCUUAAUUAUUUAUGGAGUUCAUUAUAUAUAUGGGCAUAUAUUAUGGUACUCUUGCCUAGAGCCUGGCUGAAUGACACUAUUUAUUAUUACUGAAAGUUCUGUUUAAAGUAUAUAAUAUGGAGAACUAUUGAUCAUAUCCAAGUUGUAUUUCCUUUAAGGCCAUGUGAUCGUCUCGUUGUUAUGCAUUUGCCCUGUGUGGCAGACACUAUUUUUGAUCAAAGAAUUGAUUAUACAGGUAUUUGGUAA
Cherax quadricarinatus is the source of this 3001-nucleotide messenger RNA. Its product is annotated as F-actin-capping protein subunit beta. Gene Ontology annotation, molecular function: actin filament binding. Gene Ontology annotation, cellular component: F-actin capping protein complex; cytoplasm. Gene Ontology annotation, biological process: actin cytoskeleton organization; cell morphogenesis; negative regulation of filopodium assembly. The record is from RefSeq and is a predicted model, not a curated record. NCBI's taxonomy places the organism in Eukaryota, Metazoa, Arthropoda, Malacostraca, Decapoda, Parastacidae.